Adineta ricciae is the source of this 432-nucleotide messenger RNA. NCBI's taxonomy places the organism in Eukaryota, Metazoa, Rotifera, Eurotatoria, Adinetida, Adinetidae. The record is from the annotation of a GenBank genome assembly.
AUGCUAACUCGAAUAGCACAGACGGAUAUUAUUGAACAGAUCGGUAGAGAUCUGACCAAUAAAACAAUUCAUGAAAACAACGCGACAUGGAUUCAUAAUCAACUUGGCUUAUUUAAAUACCAACAAGGUCAAUAUGAAGGCGUCAUAAUAUUGUAUGAAAAAUCUCUCGAAAUACUACUUGAGUCAUUUCCUUCUAAGCAUCCCGAUAUGGUAUCGUCCUACAGCAACAUUGGUUUGAUAUAUUUUGAAAUGAACGAUUUUUCAACGGCACGUAUAGCAUAUGAGCAGAUUCUCCAAAUUCAACGACAAUCACUCCUUCUCAAUAAUCGUUCUGCGUUGGCUGCAUCGUACAACAACUUUGGUUUAGUGUAUCAUAGAACGGGCGAUUAUUCGGCGGCUCAUUUGUUUUUCAAAUACGCUCUGCAAAUUUGA